Molecule: messenger RNA, 2157 nt
Organism: Lycium barbarum (goji berry)
Lineage: Eukaryota; Viridiplantae; Streptophyta; Magnoliopsida; Solanales; Solanaceae
Product: serine/threonine/tyrosine-protein kinase HT1-like
Exons: 3
Coding region: 983-2116 (377 amino acids)
Biological process (GO): protein phosphorylation
Molecular function (GO): ATP binding; protein kinase activity
Source: RefSeq, a predicted model, not a curated record
AACUCACGAGACAUCCCUGAAAAAACUCUCUGCUUUGAGAAAAAUUCAUGUAAACUGCUUUUAUUUCAGAUGACUAUUACAGAAAAAAGUUAUGGCAAUUUCACAAGACAACAACUCUCUUUCUUUCUUGGAAAAAUUUGCACUUUCAUGAGCCUUCUUCUUCUUUACUAAAUCAAUUUUACUUUUUCCAUUUCUGUUUUUUGUAACUUGCAAAUCUUGAUGAGCUUUUUCCAUUUCUGUUUCUUGUAACUUGCAAGACUUGAUAGAUAUAUGAAAGUUCAUGACUUAUUUUUAACUUUACCUUUUGCAAUCCAUGUUUGUUGAACCAGUUCAUGCAUUUCUUGAAAUUCAUGCACACACUCAGAAGAUCAAAAACACAAACACCCUUUGGAAAAAUGUCUCUAUCUUGACGAUUUUCGACAUCUUUUUAGGCUGAAAUAAGUGAAAAAACAUUUGAUCUUUUUAACCAAUUUUUACUUUCUUCCUUAUCUGUUUGUAGUACAACUUGUAGAAGUCUUGAUGGGCUUUUUUCUUCUUUGGAGAUUAACUCAUCUUUCCUUCUUCUUUGAUAGAUAUAUGAAUGAAGUUCACUUGUUUUUAACUUAUACCCUUUGAUAUCCAUGUCUCUUGAAAUCAGUGCACGCAUUAAGAAGAUCAAAAAACACCCUUUUCAAAGUGUAUUUUUAGGCUGAAACAAGUGAACAAGAUUUGAUCUCUAACCAAUUUUUGGUUUAUGUCAAUGGCUACUUCUUGUUAACACUUUCCAACAUCUUGAAAAAAGAUUUGAUCAUUAACCAACAAUUGGUUUCUAUUUCAAUGGCUACUUCUUUUUAACACCUUCCACCAUCUCUUUAGGCUGAAACAAGUGAAAAAAAUUUGAUGUUUUAACCAAUAAUUGGUAUUCUAUUCUUGUUAACACUUUCCAACAUCUUUUUAGGUGAAAAAGACUUGAUCUUUAACCAAAUAAUUUGUUUCUAUUUCAAUGGCUUCUUCUUGUUUCAAUCCGUUUAGGCUGCGAAGGUCGAAGAGCAAUCAAUUAUCAGUUCCACCAUCAUCAUCAAGAAGACAGUGGAAUUCAGCAAAUAUAGAGAGUAUGGAGAAGAAGAGAUUUGACAGUUUAGACUCAUGGUCAAUGAUAUUGGACUCUGAUAAUGUUGAGACUUGGGAAACUUCAAAGGAGGAUCAAAAAGAAGAAUGGAUAGCUGAUUUAUCUCAGCUUUUUAUUGGUAAUAAAUUUGCAUCAGGUGCACAUAGCAGAAUUUAUAGAGGAAUUUACAAGCAAAGAGCAGUUGCUGUGAAAAUGGUGAGGAUUCCAACUCAUAAGGAGGAGACUAGAGCUAAGCUUGAACAACAGUUCAAGUCUGAAGUUGCUUUGCUUUCUAGACUCUAUCAUCCCAAUAUAGUGCAGUUCAUUGCCGCCUGUAAGAAGCCUCCGGUAUAUUGUAUCAUCACAGAGUACAUGUCACAAGGGACACUGAGGAUGUACCUCAACAAGAAAGAGCCAUAUUCACUCUCAACAGAGACAAUUCUGAGGCUAGCCCUCGAUAUAUCGCGAGGAAUGGAGUAUCUUCAUGCACAAGGGGUGAUCCAUAGAGACCUGAAAUCGAGUAAUUUACUCUUAAAUGAUGAGAUGCGUGUUAAGGUCGCGGAUUUUGGCACGUCGUGUCUUGAAACGCAGUGCAGAGAGGCCAAAGGUAAUAUGGGAACAUAUCGAUGGAUGGCACCGGAGAUGAUAAAGGAGAAACCGUAUACGCGGAAAGUUGAUGUUUACAGUUUUGGGAUUGUGCUGUGGGAACUCACAACAGCUUUGUUACCAUUUCAAGGAAUGACACCAGUACAGGCUGCUUUUGCUGUUGCUGAAAAGAAUGAACGACCACCCAUGCCAGCGAGUUGUCAACCCGCGCUUGCACAACUCAUAAAGCGUUGUUGGGCCGCUAACCCUUCAAAGAGGCCAGAUUUCACGUACAUUGUAUCUGCUCUAGAAAAGUAUGACGAAUGUGUCAAGGAAGGGCUUCCGAUGACCCUUCAUUCAGGGCUAGUUAGUCGGAACGCCAUUAUUGAACGCUUGAAAGGCUGUGUAUCCAUGAGUUCUUCAUCUAUAUCUGUAAAUGUCUGAAUCUUUAUCAAUCAAUAAUAAUUCUUAGUCAUUAUAUAGUA